CUAAGACCGGAAUCUAGAUCACGAACCGUGUGUGAACAUGCUACUCACAGACUCUUUGUUCUUAUAUGUGCCUCUCUCACUUCCCUAUUUGUCUCUCACUUGAAACUCAUAACAAUAUUCACAAAUGGAUAGAAAUUGUUUUAGCCUUACCAAGAAGAGUUCAGCACUAUGUUUAACUCACUGGAACCCCAUCAAACGUAAGCCAGAACAUCCUUGUGUGGUUGCAAUGCUCAGAACACCCUCAGACAACAUCACAGGAGAAACAAGAAAAACUAAUGCCUACAAAGAUAACUUGUUUGAUCGUUUAGCAAUACACCAUCUUUCAAAAAGCGUUCAAGAAGCCACGGGACUCGGUAACAAUAAGAGUGGGUAUGAGAGCUUGGUUGAGGCAGCUACUGUGGCUAAAAUGAAAUUUGAUCCUAUUCAGCAGCAAGAGGUUAUCAUUCAAGCUCUUCACAGAGCCUUCCCAAAGCCAAUACUUUCAUUGAUAAAGACACUGCUACCACCAUCUAAACUCUCAAGGGAAUAUUUUGCCGUUUUCACCACUUUGUUCUUUGCUUGGUUAGUCGGGCCUUCCGAGGUGAGAGAAUCAGAGGUCAACGGGAGAAGGGAAAAAAAUGUAGUCUACGUCACAAAAUGCAGGUUUUUAGAGGAGACAAAUUGUGUAGGGAUGUGUAUUAAUCUCUGCAAAAUGCCAUCUCAAUCGUUUAUAAAGGACACUCUGGGGAUGCCAGUCAACAUGGUGCCCAAUUUUGACGACAUGAGUUGUGAGAUGAUAUUUGGACAGGAGCCUCCAGCAUCAACCGAUGAUCCAGCACUGAAGCAACCAUGCUAUAAACUAUGCAAGGCAUAUAAAAAGCAUGGAACAGACUGCCUCAGUAGUUAAUGCAGAGGGCUUUCAGGUGAGCAUGGAUGGGAAAAGAGUGUCUCCCACAUUGUGUAUGCUGCCAAAACUCAGACUCAUCAGCCAUAGUUUCUCUCAUUAUGAAAACAAACCAAGUGCUCCAACGCACUUUGAACCAAUCAUUUGCAAGUGGAUUUCCAUCAUUUUAUUACUUUGAAACUUCUUUCUUUUACGUUUUCAAAGUAUAUAAAAGCAGACGUACGUGGCCAGCAGGCCCAAGGUUUAUUUAUUUGUAUGAUAGCAAGCCAACCUCUUCAAUGUUUUUUGUACUUUCCUCUUAGAGCAAAACUUUGGAGUAUUGCAAAUAAUUUUUUUGUUUUAAA
Glycine soja is the source of this 1227-nucleotide messenger RNA. Its product is annotated as beta-carotene isomerase D27, chloroplastic-like. NCBI's taxonomy places the organism in Eukaryota, Viridiplantae, Streptophyta, Magnoliopsida, Fabales, Fabaceae. The record is from RefSeq and is a predicted model, not a curated record. The transcript has 8 exons. Bases 125 to 886 code for a protein of 253 amino acids. Gene Ontology annotation, molecular function: iron ion binding.